Rotaria sp. Silwood2 is the source of this 315-nucleotide messenger RNA. The record is from the annotation of a GenBank genome assembly. Lineage: Eukaryota; Metazoa; Rotifera; Eurotatoria; Philodinida; Philodinidae.
AUGUAUACUCAAUUAUUAAAAGAAGCACUGUUGGAAAUCGAAGAUGAUGAUAAAAAAUCCAUUAAAAAUCUUGUUGAUUAUUGCCGUCUGAAACACGAUAUAUCAGAAGUUCAAAUUAAAAAAAUUGAACUCGAAUAUCGUGCUCAUACGCCAAUUUGGUGGUACACGGCGCCCUAUUUUAUGUGUUCGGCACUUAAUCACUGGGAUAUGUUUCAUGCUAGUCGCACCAAAGAUCAUCCACAACCUACACAGAAAGCAUGUGAUAGUGGUGCGAUAUUAACAACUGUUGGAAAUCUGAACGAACAAUCUCAAUAA